AUGUCGAAUAUUGUUGGAAUUGAGUAUAACCGUGUUACCAACACCUCUUCGAACGACUUCCCUGGCUUUUCUAAGGACCUAGAUGGGGCCUGGGACGUCGAGAAAUUUAAGAAUACUUUUGAUGUGAAGAUUUCCAGUUUGAACGACAGAGAAGCAAAUUUCGACCUUAUUCACAUUGACACUUCAAUUGCCAACGCAUUCAGAAGAAUUAUGGUUUCAGAAGUUCCAUCUGUUGCUGUGGAAUACGUAUAUUUCUUCAACAACACGUCCGUUAUCCAGGACGAAGUUCUUGCGCACAGAAUCGGUUUGGUACCACUUAAGGUCGACCCCGACAUGCUGUCUUGGAUAGAUACAUCGUUGCCCGAAGAAGAAAAGUUUACCGACGAAAAUACGAUUGUUUUAACGCUCAACGUGAAAUGCACGAAAAACCCAGAUGCACCAAAGGAUGCCACAGAUCCCGAGAUUUUGUACCGUAGCUCUAGCGUAUACGCGCGUGAUCUCAAGUUCGAGCCUCAAGGCAAGCAAGUCGAAACUUUUGCCAAAUGUCCAGUGGUCGCUGCUGACCCCAAUAUCCUUUUAGCCAAGCUACGACCUGGUCAAGAGAUCUCUCUUAGAGCGCAUUGUAUUCUGGGUGUUGGAAAUGACCACGCCAAGUUUUCCCCUGUAUGCACAGCCUCUUACCGCCUCAUGCCGCACAUCAACAUUACCCAGCCUAUAACAGGUGAAGACGCCAAGAAAUUUGCCAAGUGCUUCAGUGAAGGUGUUAUCGGCAUUGACAGCAACGGUCAGGCCGUUGUUAAGGAUGCUAGGCAUGAUACCGUUUCCAGGGAAGUGCUAAGACAUGAAGAGUUCAAUGGCAAAGUCAAACUUGGUAGGGUCAGAGACCACUUUAUAUUCAACGUCGAAAGUUCUGGGGCAAUGACUCCAGAGGAGAUUUUUUUCAAAAGUGUUCGGAUCUUGAAGAAUAAAGCUGAGUACUUGAAGAACUGUCCUAUCUCGUGA
Molecule: messenger RNA, 1002 nt
Organism: Lachancea mirantina
Lineage: Eukaryota; Fungi; Ascomycota; Saccharomycetes; Saccharomycetales; Saccharomycetaceae
Source: the annotation of a GenBank genome assembly